Molecule: messenger RNA, 1236 nt
Organism: Histoplasma mississippiense
Lineage: Eukaryota; Fungi; Ascomycota; Eurotiomycetes; Onygenales; Ajellomycetaceae
Exons: 1
Source: RefSeq, a predicted model, not a curated record
AUGCAACAAUCUAAAAUCCAUCCACCAUCUGCCUCUGUUAGUUCCAACGGAAUUUCAUCAUGUCAUUAUGUCGUGGUCGUCCUCACAUCUAUGCCACAGAUAGCUCAAUUUGGGGAGCCCUGGGAUGAACAGCUCCCCCCACUGCAGAGGCAGAAGAUCUUCAGUGGGCUGGAUGUCAGGGAUGACUCCACCCCUCCAGAACCACCCACCGUGGACAUCGCCUCGGAGGACGUCCCCGACGGGCCACUGAUGCCAUCCAUGGAUAUCGACAGCGUGGGGGGGUUCGCCUCCAGCCUCGCUGUGGCCCGGGCGGGCAUUCACUGGCUGGCAGCUAGGCCCCCUGUGUCCUCCCUCCAGGCAGGGCUGCAUCUCUCCCCAAUCCCCGUGACAUGGGAGCCCUCGUCAGAGGCCUCAUGCCCCCGGCGCAGCCAGAGACCGAUCCACCAGAUCCCACAUCUUCCCCUGGGCCGGCUGGGUGGGUUCGAGGAUCUAGAGCUCUACGCCCUGUUUCCCAAACUACAUGACCCCGAGCGCCAGCACUUCAUCAUCCGCGAGGAUGAGUACCGGCUGUGGACCGAUCAGAUUGUUCUUCCUGCCCUCCAUGAGUGCUACUCUACCGCCCUGGUGGGCCACAUCCCCUCCAGCACCGAUCACAUAAGGCUCAAUGCCACCGCGCGAUGGGUUGAGGGCCGUGUGAGUCACAGCAGCAGUGCACCUCGCGUCCAGCUUUUUCGGCACUUUCUCCCCCCAGAGGGUCUGGCCCCACUAUGGCAGGCAAUCCAGACGCGUAUCCAACAACCUACACUGCUUCAGUUCCAGGGUGUAAUGCUCUUCCUGACAGCCAAGAACCUGAAGCUGCAGACCCAGAGCCGCACCUGGAUGGAGAUGCACAAAAGGUUCCUCCACCGAUGGGAGCUUGCAGUCGAUCCCCAGUUUAUUGAGGAGGAGUUCAUCGACAUUGGCAAGGAGAUCUGCCCCCCUCAGAGCUACCUGGCCACACAGCAGGCAGACCAGAUCCCCGGGACAGUGCUGUGGCGGCGGUGCUGCCUGCAGAGCUUUGCACGGUGGUGUGGGGACUGUCUGCCUGAAUCCACCACAGCACCAGACCCCAGCGGCACUGGACAUGAGAGCCAGAGAGACAACGGGGACACUGAAGAGGAUUCUGGGGGUGAUGUAUACCAUGAGCACACUGAUCAGGUGGACCUCCCCACCAGCAGCUCUCCUCAGCCCCAGAAG